ACGGGAUUCGCCAUCUGCAUUCUGAGUCCGAUACGCACAUGGGCUUUGCUCUAUGCAUAACUGUCAUUUUCUAUCAGACUUUGCGGACUCGGGCAGCCUUGAGGUUUGGAUGUCUCUUGUGCCCCACUCAGCCGUUCGGUGUCUGGGACACUAACGAUGACGGCCGGAGUCUUACACGACUCGGAGGUUUGGGUCUGAGAAAGCGGUCCGCAUCAUCUGGCCCCCAAUUCCGCCAUCCAGGGGGGGCUGUGGCUAGAUACCUAGGUCGGUAUGCAGCCUACAUAGUUACGUACCUAGUUGAGUUGGCAAUGCUUGAGCGAUGGCAUCCGAAUUCUUGGUUCCGCGGCGCGUGGCGUGCAUGUGCAAGGGGCGGUCCACUGGAGCAGAACGCCGACACAGGGACCAAGGGGCGCUAGUGGCGGCAACCGUGCAGCGCGAUAACAGCAGACCCGGUGGAGGACGUCCCGCCACCGCACGAGUGUUUGUUUCUCAGCUUGUGACCAGCUGAACAGGCCUGGUCUGACCAGCGUGACUGACUUCCUUGAGCACUCAGCUUGAUGUUCUCACCGUGGACGUCUAUCUCGCUCCGUCUGUGGACUCCCUCUAGAUGACCCCGCUUUGUGAGGCAAGAGGCGGACUGUGU
Chaetomium strumarium is the source of this 643-nucleotide messenger RNA. RefSeq lists its product as uncharacterized. The transcript has a single exon. The record is from RefSeq and is a predicted model, not a curated record. NCBI's taxonomy places the organism in Eukaryota, Fungi, Ascomycota, Sordariomycetes, Sordariales, Chaetomiaceae. Bases 39 to 416 code for a protein of 125 amino acids.